Messenger RNA from Ciona intestinalis (vase tunicate), 4021 nucleotides. The record is from RefSeq and is a predicted model, not a curated record. Lineage: Eukaryota; Metazoa; Chordata; Ascidiacea; Phlebobranchia; Cionidae.
CUUCCAAGGUCGCUUUAAGACCAUGAUGCUUUAUUUGUACAUAUUUGCGAUAAGCAUUCUAUUUUUUAACUACGUUGGUGCCGAUGUAACGCCCACAGAAAGUUUUCCGCAUAAUGUUAUAUUGGACAGCACGAAUGAAAGGGUAACGUUAUAUUGGAAAAAUAAUGACACCCACAUGACAUUUGAGAUGCAUGGUCAAACAACUGGCUGGGUUGGAAUAGGGUUAUCCCCUAAUGGAGGAAUGAUUGAUGCAGACAUUUAUAUUGGUUGGGUUAAAGACGGAAACGCUUACAUAACGGAUCGACAUGGACAAGAUUCCAAUGCGUACCCACCAAAGGAUCCGGAACAAAAUGUGGAUUUGCUCCUUGGUUAUGAAUGCGAUGGUUGGACUGUUAUUAAAUUUGUUCGCCAGAUACCUGCGUGUGAAGCUGAUUACGAUCGGCCAAUAACAAGUGACACAAUAAAAAUGAUUUGGGCUUUGGAGCCAAAGAUCCAGCUGGUGAUGAUGUUGUUGUCUCUGACGAUUAUCAUCAGACCAGUAGAGGGGGACGAAGUGUCAUGUUGUUUGACAUUCCAAAUUUCAGCGAAUCGAUGUUUCCCGAAGGAGAAGAAGAAACGCAUCACAGCUUUGAUCUGAUUAACGAAGAAUUCCAUUUGCCUGCAGUAAAAUCCUACUACAAUUGUCGAGUUAUGGCGCUUCCACAAACUGGAGAAAAGUUACAUUUGGUCAAGUCAGAGCCAAUAAUACAACCUGGUCAUGAAUUGUUUUUGCAUCAUAUUCUACUUUACGAAUGUGCUGGCGACUACGCGGUACCGCCAACUGAACAUGUCAACUCGAAUGAUCAAUGUUAUACUGCCAAUAUGCCUCCAGGAUCAGAAAGCUGUCAGAAAGUCAUCCUUGCUUGGGCUAUUGGAGGCGGGGCUUUUUACUUUCCUAAGCACACUGGUUUGGUGUUUGGUGUGGAGGGAGCGCCACGUUAUGUUGUAAUGGAAACUCAUUAUGACAAUCCAAACGCAAUGGCAGGGGUUGUUGAUUCAUCUGGACUUCGCAUCACAUACACCUCGCGACUACGGCAGUUUGACACUGGCAUAUUAGAAUUGGGACAUACUGUUUCUGGGAUACAACAUAUUAUUCCUCCACAAGCACAAUCAUUCCUAAGCUAUGGUACUUGUACAGAAAACUGUAUGAGCUCGAGUAUGGAUGAUGCUGGUGUCACUGAGCUCAAUAUUUAUGGUGUAAUGCAACAUAGUCACUUGCUUGGCACUGGUAUGAAGACAAGAUACUUUAGGGGUGGAGUUGAAUUGCCUCCACUAAGCGAGGACAAAUCUUAUGAUUUUAAUUAUCAAGAAACACGAAUACUGCAGGAGGAAAGAGUGUUUAAAAAGGGUGAUGCAAUGCAAGUAGUAUGCAACUAUAAAAGCAUGGAUGAAACAGAACUGACCUAUGGUGGCCUGGAUACUACAAAAGAAAUGUGCAUGUCUUUUAUUUACUACUAUCCAGCAAUGCAGCUAUCCUUUUGCCAAACAGCUGCUGAAUACAAUACCCUGUUAAACUAUUUUGGAAUAUCAGAAGUCAGUUUCAUUGGAGAAAACCAGGGAAUUUACUCAGAUCUUACGAAUCUUGCAAUUGUUAAACCUGAGGAACUGUCAAACUUAACAGUUGCAGAUUAUAUAAAUUCUCUCGACUGGAAUCAGGAAUUGGCAGAAAAUUUUAGUGUUGCUGCAAAUAAAAUGCUUCUGAUACAAAAUUGCCUGGGUCCCAACGGUGUACCAUCUAAUUCCAAAUUUUAUUUGUAUCCUCAUAAAAUUGAUGAGCCAUACAUACAACCUGUGGAGAAUUGCUCAGAACCAUCAGUGGGAACCACAGUGGAUGAAGUUUUUGAUGGAUGUCAAGUUGAUCCUGCCACAACAUUACAACCAACUACAGUACAAACGAAACUUCCACCAGUAAUUGACCCAGAACCUACAGAGCCCUUUCCACACAACAUUGUACUUGAUACAGAUGGACUGUUAAAAUUGUAUUGGAACUACAACGACACCCAUAUUACCUUUGAGAUGCAUGGUCAAACAACUGGCUGGGUUGGAAUAGGGUUAUCCCCUAAUGGAGGAAUGAUCGACGCAGACAUUUAUAUUGGUUGGGUUAAAGAGGGCACAGCUUAUAUAACGGAUCGACAUGGACAGGAUUCCAAUACGUACCCACCAAAGGAUCCAGAACAAAAUGUGGAAUUCCUUGCUGGUUAUGAAUGCGAUGGUUGGACUGUUAUUAAAUUUGUUCGCCAGCUACCUGCGUGUGAAGCUGAUUACGAUCGGCCAAUAACAGGGGACACAAUAAAAAUGAUUUGGGCUUUUGGAGCCAAUGAUCCAGCUGGUGAUGAUGUUGUUGGUCCUGACGAUUAUCAUCAGACGAAUAGAGGAACCAAAAGCGUGAUUCUCAUUGAUAUUCCAACUGGAGAUGAUACCUUAUUUCCUGAAGGUGAAGCUCACCACACAUUGGAUCUAAUGGUUGAUAAUCUACACUUACCCACUGUCGCUACAUACUACAAUUGCCAUUUGUUUGAAAUACCAACUGAUAAGAAAUAUCACUUGGUCAUGGCAGAACCAAUAUUACAUCCCGGCAAUGAACAACAUCUUCACCACCUGACUGUUUAUUUCUGUUCUGGUCUGGGUGCUACAGAACAUUUGGGUGUAAACAAGGAAUGCUACUCUGCCAACAUGCCAGAUGAUUAUGCAACUUGUAGUCAAGUAGUAGUAGGCUGGGCAAUUGGAGGAGGUCCUGUGAUAUUUCCUAAGCACACCGGACUUGUGUUUGGCGAUGGAAGUUCUGCCAAAUAUGUUAUGCUGGAAAUACAUUAUGACAAUCCGACUGUUAAACCAGAUAUUAUUGAUUCCUCUGGGUUACGACUAACAUACACUCCGGACUUGAGGCACUAUGACUCUGGUACUCUGCUUGUUGCUCAAUUAACAUCUGGUAGAAGACACAUCUUACCACCACAUGCCAAUUCAUUUUUGACAACUGCUACUUGCACUUCACCCUGCUUAACUGCUGGGAUGAAUACAACUGGUACUAACAAGCUAAAUGUGUUUGGAAUCAUGUUGCAUGGUCAUUUAGCUGCCCAAGGUAUUGAACUGAAGCAUUUGAGAGACAAUGUGGAACUUCCACCACUUGCAAAGGACGCUUCAUAUGAUUUUAACUACCAGGAAACUCGAAUGUUUUCAACAGAAAAAAAUAUCAAUGCUGGAGACGACUUACAAGUGAUUUGUAACUAUCAAACCAGAGACAAAUCCAAAAUCACUCUGGGAGGGCUAACCACCACUCAGGAGAUGUGUGAAGCAUUCAUUUAUUACUAUCCGAAGAUUACAACAUCUUACUGUUUGACUUCUCCUCUCAUGACUAGUGUGUUGGAAUAUUUUGGAAUCGAGGAAACUGAUUAUGGCAAUUACUCCUCAUAUGAAACAGUUUAUGACGAAAGAAUUGUUCGCCCAGAAUCACUUGCAGGAGUUGUAUUGGGAGAUUACAUUGAUUCGUUGAAUUGGGAUGAAGCCAAAAUCAAGGAUUUUGAGCAAGCAACACAUGACAUGCAACACUACCAAUACUGUACAAAAACGGAUAAUGGUUUUUACCCCAUUGAAGAUGUUCCGAUUUUGCAACAAGAAGCCCAAAUUGACGUUCCUUAUGAGGAACCUGUUCAAAGAUGCAGCGAUCCCCGCACUGGGGUGACGUCUGGUGAUGCAUUGGACAUCUGUCUUGUAGAUACGACUACAGUGAUAAUGGAAACAACCACUCUAGAAAUGGCUGUGGAGACAACUACAGAUUCAGCAGCUUCACUAGAGAGUUCUAUCUUAUCCAUAGUUGCACUUCUAAUUAUGAUUUUUGCAUUUCAAUAAUUCGACUGCACAAGAAAAUCUGCAUUUCUUUGGAUCUUACUCGACUGAACUCUUUAACUUGAACUAAUUGUUGUUGUUGGCAGAUGCAAGAACAUUUUAUUGCCAAGUAAAAAAAAAAACUAUUGAAAACCUAAUU